This is a messenger RNA of Labeo rohita (rohu), 1505 nucleotides long. Its product is annotated as SLAM family member 9-like. The record is from RefSeq and is a predicted model, not a curated record. Lineage: Eukaryota; Metazoa; Chordata; Actinopteri; Cypriniformes; Cyprinidae. The coding region runs from base 45 to 827 and encodes 260 amino acids. The transcript has 5 exons.
UUUCAGACAUUUUUGGUUGCUAUCGAAAGCUUUUCAGUAAACCGAUGAGGAAAAUGGCAAUCAAAUUAGUUUUGUACUGUCUGUGUUUGUGGCAUCUGCUUGGUGUUUCUGGUGAUUCAGAUGGAGUGAAGUCAGUGUCAGUGAACGAGGGACAUUCAAUCACGCUAAACUCUGAUCUUACUGAAAUGCAGACUGAUGAUGAGAUAAUCUGGAUGUUUGGACCAAACAACUUGCUCAUAACAAGUAGAGCGUCCGGUAAAAUCUCUAUAUAUGAUGCUCUUGAUGGAAGAUUCAGAGACAGACUGAAGAUGGAUCAUCAGACUGGUUCUCUGACCAUCACAAACACCACAAUCACAGACUCUGGACUUUAUCAAACAAUAAUUAGUGGAAUUAGUGAGAUUAGAUACAGAUUCCAUGUUACUGUCUAUGCUCAUCCGCCUGUUCCUGUCAUCAGCAGAGACUCUUCAUCAUGUUCAUCAUCAUUACAGCAGAAUUGUUCAUUGUUGUGUUCAGCAGUGAAUGUGGGUCAUGUGACUCUCUCCUGGUACAAAGGAAACAGUUUAUUGUCCAGCAUCAGUGUGUCUGAUCUCAGCAUCAGUCCCUCUCUACCUCUGGAGGUGGAAUAUCAGGAUAAAAACACCUACAGCUGUGUGAUCAACAAUCCCAUCAGCAACCAGACUCAACAUCUGGACAUCAGCAAACUCUGUCAACCAUGUUCAGGUGUGUCUGGUGAUUCAGAUGGAGUGAAGUCAGUGUCAGUAAAGGAGGGAGGUUCAAUCACUCUAAACUCUGGUCUUACUAUAACGUAUAAUUAUAUGGUAAUGUAGAGAUUUUAUGGUACUGUGGAUGUUUGGACUGAACAACAUCCUCAUAACUAAACUCAAUAGAGUGUCCAGUAGGAUAAUUACAUAUGAUGGUCCUGAUGGGAGAUUCAGAGACAGACUGAAACUGGAUGAUCAGACUGGAUCUCUGACCAUCACAAACACCACAACCGCAGACUCUGGACUUUAUGACAUGACCAUCAGAGGAAACAGACACAUCAGAUACAGAUUUCACGUUACUGUCUCUGAAUCGGAAGUUGGCAUAGAUCGGUAAACUUCGACAAUGGUGAACGGGAGACUACAGCAGGUAUUGUUUUUGUGUUUUCAUUUGAUAAAACAGGAAAACACAGAAGUCAAGUUGAGUUGAAUGUUUUAUUUUUCUAAACCUUGCACAAAAAAACAAAAAACAAACAAACAAAAAAAAAAACAUACAAUAGGAUUUUUGUUAAGAUCAUCAUACUUGAAUUUUUAGUAUGAUUCAGCUCACGUGUUUCAACUGAAGAGUUUCAAAUCAGUUAUUUUGCUCAGUGCCAAAAUACCUCAGACAAACAAAUGCAAAAUGUUCUAAAUGAACAAAUGCAUUUACAGUUUGCUGUGUUUUUCAAUUGUUAAUUUUCAAUUGCUACAUUUUGUUUUAACAACACAUGCAAACAGUGCUGUAACAUAACCGAGAGGAGGGAUGCU